This is a messenger RNA of Cannabis sativa, 1059 nucleotides long. RefSeq names its product glutathione S-transferase. Bases 230 to 883 code for a protein of 217 amino acids. The transcript is spliced from 3 exons. The record is from RefSeq and is a predicted model, not a curated record. NCBI's taxonomy places the organism in Eukaryota, Viridiplantae, Streptophyta, Magnoliopsida, Rosales, Cannabaceae. Gene Ontology annotation, cellular component: cytoplasm. Gene Ontology annotation, molecular function: glutathione transferase activity; glutathione binding.
AAGUACGUAUUCUUACCAUUAAAAUAACUAUCACACUAUAUAAUAUUGACAACAAAAUCACUAACCAGAUCACAACAAUUUUUCUCAUCAUUUUGUAAUAUAGUAAUCAUCAAUUCAAAGGAUAAGAACUACUCCCAGUUAAAAUUUACAGGCGUCCCAAGAAUAAAUACCUAAGACAUAAUCGUUUUGGUUAUUAAUUCCUUUGCUCAUAAUACUUAGUUAGGCAACCAUGGCAGUGAGGAAAGUCCACGCAAACAAUAACUCAGAACCUGCAAUGAGAGUUAUGGCUUGUCUCAAUGAGAAAGAGUUGGCCUUUCAGUUUGUUUCUGUUGACAUGAAAGUUGGUGAACAUAAAAGACAACCUUUUCUUUCUCUCAAUCCAUUUGGUCAGGUCCCAGCUUUUGAGGAUGGAGAUCUAACGCUCUUCGAAUCAAGGGCAAUUACUCAAUACAUAGCUACCGAGUAUGCUAACCAGGGAACAGAGUUAUUGUAUUCAGACUCAAAGAAGAAGGCAAUCUUAUUAGUAUGGCUGGAAAUAGAGAGUCAUCAGUUUGAUCCAGCAGCAGCAAAAUUGACAUGGGAGAUAGUCUUAAAGCCAAUGCUUGGCAUGGGUACUACAGAUUUUGCAGUGGUGGAGGAAAAUGAAUCUAAGUUGGCAAAUGUUUUAGAUGUCUACGAAAAUCGCCUGGCUAAGUCAAAAUACUUGGCCGGGGACAGCUUCACCUUGGCAGAUCUUCACCACCUUCCUCACAUACAGUACCUGAUGGAGACACGUUCCUGGAAGCUGUUCGAAUCCCGGUCCCAUGUUCAUGCUUGGGCAGCUGAUAUUACAGCAAGGCCAGCUUGGUCUAAGGUCCUAAUUGCCUUGAAAACUGAAGUUUAAGUAGAUGAAAAUACUUAAGAGCUUUGAUGUUUUUGUACUCAAUAAGUUACUGCUUCAAUAAUAUUAUCCCAGAAGCAAAUAUUAACAAUAUGAAUAGUGUAAUCUAAAUUAGAAAUUAAACACACACAACAUUUCUGCAUCACCAUGCAAUAUCUAUAUCAAAAACAACUAUAUCA